Molecule: messenger RNA, 3029 nt
Organism: Chlamydomonas reinhardtii
Lineage: Eukaryota; Viridiplantae; Chlorophyta; Chlorophyceae; Chlamydomonadales; Chlamydomonadaceae
Exons: 2
Coding region: 514-2394 (626 amino acids)
Biological process (GO): sphingolipid catabolic process; ceramide biosynthetic process
Cellular component (GO): membrane; cell periphery; endoplasmic reticulum
Molecular function (GO): glycerophospholipase activity
Source: RefSeq, a predicted model, not a curated record
GAAGGCACCUGCCAUUUCAAGCGCCUUGCGCCUGACCUCAUAAGACGUGUUGCCGGCUUCCUGCACAUCAACGAUGUGAUCCAAAACCUGAAGCCGGUUUGCCGUGAGACGGCAGCCUGUCUCCGCGAGCAUUACCGCAAUUACCGGCUGGUCAGGAAGCCCUCGUCGGACGCGUGGGCGCUUGUUCUACUAGCGGAGCAUCCCUGGCCCGGACGGGACUUCGUGGCGCACUGGGACACCGCGGAGAGGUGGCACGCGCUGAACGUCUCCGCCCGCACCUCGUUGCUGUGCCUGGCCGCCUCGUCGCUCCACGGUCCCAGCCUCGAUGUCGCGCUUCGCCACUCGGCAUGCGGUGGCCUGUCGAGCUCAGUGCUGGGGGCGGCCGUCGCGUCUGGCGACCUGCAGGCCUGUGAGCGGCUGCUCCACGAGGGCUGUGAGGUGGGCCUCGAUGCCGAGCUCCGCGCCGCCCGCGGCGGCCACCUCCACGCCCUGCAGUGGCUGCAGCAGCGCGGGAUGCUGAGCAAGCCAAUCCACGAGAGAGACGUCAACUACAUUUUCGGGGCCGCGCUGGCAGCGAGCGCGGGCGGCCACGCCCACGUGCUCGCGUGGCUGGAGGGGCAGGUUGGGGGGGACGGCCAGUGGGGCCGGCCGCCGCCCAGCCCGGACUGGCGGGCCGGCAUGCUGGCGGUAGAGGCCGCCAAGGCGGGUCACAUAGGCCUGCUGGACCUUCUGGCGCCGCGCGUUCAGCCGCGCAACCGGCGCGAGCGCUACGAGGGCCACAAGGUGCUGGUGGCCAUCGCCUACGGCUGCCCGCUGGCGGUUCUGCAGCGCUACUACUGCCAAGGCAGUCACAGCGGCGGCGGCGGCGCCGAGGGCGGCGCAGGCGGCGGCGGUACUGGAGGCGAAGGUGGCAGCUGGACUGGCGAGGGCCCGCUGCGCGGCACGCGCGCUCGGGAGCUGCUGUCAUCCGCACUGGCCAGCCCUCUGGCGGACUGGCGGCAGAAGGUGCAGUGGCUGCUGGCGCAAUGCGAGGGCUGCCCCACAGCUGCGCUGACGGCGCUGACGGCGCCGCCGCCGCCCCAGUCGCGGCCGCCUAUCACGCCCUUCGAGGUGUGUGGCAAGGCGCUGGUGACGGCGCCGGAGGAUGCCAGUGACGGCGCCAACGGUGGCAAAGGCGACGGCUUUGCGGCACGCCUCGCCGCAGUGCGUGCGCUGGGGAUGACGCUGGUAUUCUCCAAGGGUCUCACGCCGGACACGUGGAGCGUCUGGUCUCGCAACCCAGUGCAGCUGGUCCUGCAUAUGCUGCCAGACACGCAGGAUGCGCAGUUGCGAGAGCGGCUGCUGGCGACUGCCGCAGCUCAGCGCUGCUUGCCGGUGCUGCAGUGGUUCCAGGCGCACGAGGGGCCCGGGGUGUUCACGGAGGGCCACGCACGGAGUGCCCUGACAGGUCUCAGCUGGAGCCCUGUGCACCUGGUGCAUGAUGAUGACAACCUACUGGCAGUGCUGCGCUUCUUUGAGGCCGUGGGCGUGCUGCCGCAGCCACCAGCAACAGCAGCGGCAGCCGAAGCGGAAGCGGAAGCGGCAGGAGAUGCAGCUGCGGGCGCGGCGGCUGGGGGCAGCAGCCAGCAUAGCGCGAAGGCCCUGGCUGCAGCCGACGUCGUUGCGGCUGAGGGCGCUGCGGCGGGCGCGGCGGGCGAGGCGGUUGACGCGGCGGCGGCGCUGAGACAGCAGUGGAGCGAGGCGCUGAGGGAGUCGGUGUUGUUUGGCACUGGGCUCCCCGUGCUGCGCUACCUGCGAGAGCGCUGCGGGGUGCACUUGGGAGUCCGCGGCUUGGCGGUUGCGGGCUGCAGCCUGGAGGCGCUGACGUGGGCCUUGGCAAAUAGCCCGUGUGCCAGUGGCAAUGCGGAGUUCUCUGUCCGCACCAUCUGGGGGAUGUGCGCUCUCAACCCGCCGGCGGCGGCGUGGCUGUGCGAGCACGGCUUCGCACAGCCGCCCACUGUAGAGCAGGCGCUUGAGCUGUUGCUAAAGCCCCCGCAUGUGGGCGGCUCGUUCGCCCACCUCCAGACCUGGCUGCGGCUGGUGCAGCGGAGUGCUGAGAGGGCUACAGGAGCGACAGCGGCUUUUGUGGAUGCACAGUUCAUUGCGAUGCUGGGGGCUCAAGAGCUGCUGGUGAAGUUGCUGGAGGCGACGAAAUGGGAUGUGCUGCAGCAUCAGCGGGAGUGGCUGAGGCGGCUAGGGGAGGGCAUGGCUGGUAUUGCAAACGGGGAACAGGAGGAGCAGCAGGAGGAGGACCAGGCGGAGGAACAGGAGCAGGCGGAAGCGCAGGCGGAAGGAGAGGUGGAAGGACAGGCGGACGGGCAGGCGGAAAGACAGGCAGAAGGAGAGGUGGCGUAGGGUUGGGCUCUAAUUAAGUCGGGGUAAGGGCAUGGGUCGGGGUGGUGGCGACUGACUUGGCGGUGCGACAGGGUGGUGCGGCAGGGCAGGUGCGAGCGCGGCUCUGGUCGGGGGCGGUGCGUUUUCCAGUCGGGUUCAGGUUCAGGCUCAGGUUCAGGCUCAGGCUCAGGUUCUGUCGCGGGUGACGGGGUUGCUGAGGAGCCGGCUGGUGUCUAGGUAGCAGUCCGCGGUGGGGCUGGCAGGGCAUGCGUAGCGGCAUGACAAGUGGUGCGGCUAUUGACAACUGUGCUCCGUCUGGCUGCGGUUGGCUCUGCUGUGGCAUCGCAAUCGCUAGGCACCUGGUUUGGCUAUGUGCCUGUGGAAAGCGACCCCGGCUAUGUCCGGGCGAUGAGGUUGUUCGGCCGCAGACUGUGGAGGGGCUCACCCCCUUUUCCCGUGAUCGGGGAACACUUGUCCAGUCGGGCAGGCGCCACUCGUGCGCCGGGCGGUGUGGGCGCUAAGGAGUGGACAGUUACUUGCGAAGCACUUCCCGAAACGCUUGUGGGUGAAUGCAAACUGCCUUGGCGCCCACAAGUUGGGACCCAUGGGACCCCAAUCGGGGAGAGACAGCAAGGUUACCAAUGUGGGAACAUGGU